UAGUCUCUAGCAAAUGGAUAAAGGACAGAGUCGGCUGCUUUUUUCUUUCGUGAACUCGAAUCUAAACUUUUCUUCGAUUAUCAAUCAAUCACCCAUGGAAGGAGAGGAGAUGCUUGAUUGGGAGCUCGUUCACGGCUCCGACACCGAUUCGAUCACAUCGGAGAUGGAAUCAAGUGUAAUCGAUGACGGUAUGAUCGUCUCUGAUCAUUUCUCUGCCGAUCAAAGCAUAGGAUCUGGUGAUUCUUCUCGGGUCGAUUACGGGUCGGAGUAUCCGAAUCCGGCGGGUUUGGGUUUCGAUCGGUUGGAUGUUUAUAGAUCGGGUGAUGAUGCUGGUGUCGGAAACGAAUUAGGGUUUAUCGAUGGUGAGGGCAUGUCCGAAACAGACAAUCUCCAAGUCGAGAUCCAAGCUGGUGUUGAAGAACAUGUCGAGGGUUUGUCGGAAACGAACAAACUCCAAGUCGAGAGCCAAGAUUGUGUUGAAGAACAACAUAUCGAGGAUGCAAGCAAGUGUUUGUCGGAGACAGACGAUCUUCAAGUUGAGAGCCAAGCUGGUGUUGAAGAACAUGUCGAGGAUUUGUCCGAAACUGACCAUCUCCAAGCUGGUGUUGAAGAACAUAUUGAGGAUGCGAGCAAAUGUUUGUCUGAGACAGAGGGCAACGAAGUGGAUUCUGGGAAUGUGAGUGGUGAAGAGGAGAUUGUUUCUGAUAGGGAAGCAGUUGAGGGAAGUGGAGGAGGGGAUGUCGUGGCUGUGAGGUCUGGUGAUGAGAGUAAAAGUAGAGAGACUGUGUGGUGGAAGAUGCCGUUUGUUCUUGUCAAGUACUAUGCACUUAGGAUUGGUCCUGUUUGGUCUCUCUCCAUGGCUGCAGCUGUGAUGGGUUUUGUUCUCUUGGGACGCAGACUCUAUCAUAUGAAAAAGAAAGCUGAAAGGUUCCAUCUCAAAGUUGCAAUCGACGAGAAGAAGGUUUCGAGGGUGAUGAGUCAGGCAGCUCGACUCAAUGAAGCAUUCACAGAGGUAAGAAGGGUCCCAGUGAUCCGCCCUGCUCUGCCAUCCCCUGGUGCAUGGCCGGUUUUGAGCCUUAGGUGAGAGAAGCCGGUUAUACUAUGUCUCAUAACGUUAUGUACCAGAGUAGAGAGCACGUACUUGUGUGUGUACAGUGGCUCAUCAUGUUAUGUACUAAAAGAAUAUGGUGUUUGUGAUGUUCCUAUCAACCUAUGCAUAGUAGUAGUUCACCAUAUAAUGCCGAUCCCUUUCAGUUGAGUUUCAAA
Molecule: messenger RNA, 1266 nt
Organism: Raphanus sativus (radish)
Lineage: Eukaryota; Viridiplantae; Streptophyta; Magnoliopsida; Brassicales; Brassicaceae
Exons: 2
Coding region: 14-1084 (356 amino acids)
Source: RefSeq, a predicted model, not a curated record